Saprolegnia parasitica CBS 223.65 is the source of this 1737-nucleotide messenger RNA. RefSeq lists its product as hypothetical. Bases 1 to 1737 code for a protein of 578 amino acids. The transcript is spliced from 7 exons. Lineage: Eukaryota; Oomycota; Saprolegniomycetes; Saprolegniales; Saprolegniaceae. The record is from RefSeq and is a predicted model, not a curated record.
AUGGCCACCGCACGCGUCCCGCUCAAGUAUGGCUCGGAAGAAGGUCUGAUCCAAGUCAGCCCGCGCCGCACGCCGCGCCUCUCGCGCUGGACGUGGGUUGCCGCCGGCGCCUUCAUUGGCGUCAACGUGCUCGUCCUCGGCGGCAUCGUGCUCGUGGGCAGCCGCGUCAACGACUCGCUCACGCAAUUGCAGUCGCUCCAGGCGGCCCAGGCGGCCCAGCAGCUCUCUAUCGCGUCGCUUCCACCCAAGUUUGCAGUCCAGUACGUCACGCCGCGCCAGGACCAAGCGCGCCGGGGCACGUGCUGGGACUUUUCGACCAUUGCGCUCCUCGAGUGGUCGUACCGCGAACACGGUGUGCGCAACGGCUGGCUCGCGCCGGACGAGUACGUGGCGUUCUCCGAGCAGGCGUACGGCAUUGAGAUCAUGAAGCUCUGCACGGGCGAGGCCAACUCGCCGCAGCAAAAGGACUGCCGAGUCGGUGGUGACUUUAUUUGGAACCAAACGACCGAGGGCGGCGAGAACUACGACGUCUACUACCUCAAGGAAGGUCUCAAAGAGUCGGUGCUGCCCAUCUCCGUGUGUCCGUACACGACCCAUGACGGCAACAACUCGGUAUGCCCCGGCCUCGACGCGGCGCUGGCAACCAACCCGAUCAAGUUUGACGUUCGCUCGAUGGACACGUACUACGACGACUUGACCAUCAAGCGCGAGAUGUUCCGCCAGAACAAGGCGAUGGCGCUCUCAACGCCGGUCGCUACGUCGUUGCACUAUUACCCGUGCAUUGGCCCGUUCCUAAAGGACCCGCACUGCCAAUUGACGUCCGACAAGUGCAUGCUGUGCCCGAGCGACAUGGCCAUGACCACGUGCUGCGUCCCCGCGCCAGGCAGCCGCAACCCCAACAUGGAAGGCGAGUUUUACGCGCACCGCGGCUUGGCGUACGAAGGCGGCCACGCAAUGCACCUCGUCGGCUACAACGACGCGUUUCUCAACCACGAAGGCGAGGUCGGCGGCUUCAUUCUAAAGAACUCGUGGGCCGACGGCCCGAGCCAGGGCAGCCAUACGCUCAAGUACUGGCUCCAGGACAUUUCGGACUGGGAAGAACGCACGAUUUGCCCCAACAGCUACAAUCCGACCAGCUGGUACAUGUGCGGCAACGCCGACGAGCUCCUCGUGACGCCAAGCAGCAACGGCACGACGUCGUACAACAAGGGCAUUGAAGACUGUCUCUCGGCGACGACACAGGAGUUUGCGAAGAUGAACGUCCAGCCGCUCGAGCUCGCUUGUACCGACAGCGCGCACUGCCUCGUCAACGCCGACACAACGUACUUUGUGCGCAACACGACCGACUGGGGCGACCGUAUGACGCUCAUGUGCGUGUGGGAGUACAACCAGAAGGCUGGCACCGCGCGCGACUACUGCCUCCUCCCGAUGCUGGAAAGCCAGCUCGCGCGCACGCUCCGCCCCAAGACGGUGCGCGAGAACGACACGGACCGCUGCGGCUUUUACUUCAUCUCGUACGACGCAGUGCGCCGGUACGCGACGCAAUUUGGUCAGUUCUUUGUCAACUCGUUUGACAUUGUCUGGGACGACCGGUCGUUCGUCGCCAACAAGGCCAAGCACCCGGCCUUCGACUACUCGCUGCUCACGUCGUCGACGCGCAAGCAGCACCACGACGACUUUACGGGCCCCCACCCGUUCGCCGAGCUCGUCGCGUCCUUCCCCAACAAGAAGGCGUAG